This is a messenger RNA of Esox lucius (northern pike), 6186 nucleotides long. RefSeq names its product multivesicular body subunit 12Ba (gene mvb12ba). Gene Ontology annotation, biological process: regulation of epidermal growth factor receptor signaling pathway; viral budding; virus maturation. The record is from RefSeq and is a predicted model, not a curated record. Bases 760 to 1650 code for a protein of 296 amino acids. Lineage: Eukaryota; Metazoa; Chordata; Actinopteri; Esociformes; Esocidae. The transcript is spliced from 10 exons. Gene Ontology annotation, cellular component: late endosome; ESCRT I complex.
GUGUAAACCUCAUGGUUUAUCUCUAAUUAAUAUGCUGCUAAGUCCUGACGCCCCCCCCAUGCUCCAAAUAAUCCACUGCACAAUUUAACUGAAGUGCCAACCGCUCUGUUUAUGUCUGAUGUCAUGGCUGCCAGGUCAGCUCCUGAUCUGUGGUCCUCAUCCUACCUGUGAAUCUGUAGUGGCCCUGUUUGCCUGUGCCGUUGGAGGCCCGGUUCUCUGCCACCUCCAGUUCCUCUCUGAAGGCAGUCCGAUUCAGUUUGUGACUGGGGAUGCCAGGUCGCCUCUUACCUUUGAAGCCCUGGCUUUUGCGGUUCUUUGACACGCCAAAACCGGUGUCUUUAACAAACUUUUGCCGGACAUUAUUUUGUUUACUAGCAUUCUGUCUUGUUGGCGUUCUGGUGGAGACUGGGCCUGCCCGUCGUGCUCAGGGCACAGCCCUCUGAGGUCCAUUCUGGGUGGGUCUAAACAAAGGGGUGUUUGCUCGUUCUCAUGUCGUUGUGCUGUCUGUGUGUCUGGAACUGAUAAACCACUGAGAUUUGUUGUAACAUGUUCAGGUGCUGUUUGUCGGGGAACAGCGCAUUUCUUGUUCUGUCCCUGUUGUUUUAGGUCGUUAAGUUUUGUUGUAUGAAGUCAGACGGUAGGAAUGGGGCUGUGGGAUUCUGUGGUCUGCACAGAGGAAGGGCGCAGCUCCUUUAAGGGUCGUUUUUCAGCACUGACUGUUGAGAGCUGAGAUGAAUAUGAUUGUGGAAGAACUCUUCCAUGAUGCCUGAGGUUCGGGAACUUUCAGACGCGCUGCCGGAGAUGCCCAUGGACCCUAUCACUGGCGUAGGGGUGGUGGCCUCGCGAAACAGAGCACCUUCUGGCUACGAUGUGGUAUCCCAAACUACAGAUGGCCUGGAUGCUGACUUGUGGAAAGACGGACUGUUCAAAUCCAAGGUGACGCGAUACCUCUGCUUCACCAGGGUCUUCUCUAAAGAAAAUAGUCAUUUAGGAAAUGUGCUGGUGGACAUGAAGCUCAUUGACAUCAAGGACACUCUGCCUGUAGGGUUUAUUCCAAUCCAGGAGACUGUGGAUACCCAGGAGCAGGCCUUCAGGAAGAGGAGGUUGUGUAUCAAGUUCAUCCCGCGGGACUCCACAGAGGCAGCCAUUUGUGACAUCCGCAUCCUGGGGAGGUCCAAGCAGGCCCCGCCACAGUACACCUUCAUCGGAGAGCUCAACAACAUGGGCAUCUGGUACCGCAUGGGAAAGGUCCCACGUACCCAGGACUCCUCUCCCACUCCAACCACCAAUAACAUCCAAAACAUCAACUCAACGGCCAACGCCACACCCACCCCAGCACCCCCACUCCCUAAACAUGUGUCCAUGACUCUGCCCGCCAGUUUCAGACGUCAGAACACGACUCGACCGGACUACGAACACCAGAACUCCAACAUGUAUGCCAUAUCAGCAAUGGAUGGAGUGCCUUUCAUGAUCUCCGAGAAGUUUGCCUGCGCUUCUGAUGACCUGCACCAAGUGGAUCUCCUGGGGAUCACGAUCAAGUCACUGGAGGAGAUUGAGAAGGAGUACGAGUACAGUUUCCGCACAGAACACAGUGCUGCAGCGAGACUGCCCCCCAGUCCCACGCGGACCUCCCUUGGCUCUGAGGCCUGAACCCAUCCGCCCCCCCCCCUACGUAGAGACGAGCAGGACGGACUCAUACGCUACUACUGACAACCAGCCAGUCCACGCAGACCAAGCCAGAGAGUGAGAGGGAACGGGUUCUUCCUCUGUCUCUUCGGCCCGUCUUCCUCCCUGCCCGUCCCACAACAGACAAAACGGUAUUGCCCCGGGGACACGGACGGCUUGUUCCUCUGCCCACAUGGACAGGCUUUCGUUUGGGGGGGGGGGGGGGGGGGGCAAAAAGAGAACAAACAGACUGCCUUUGGUUGCCCUGUGCAGGAUUUUUCGUCCAGUAUUUUUUUGCUGCUUAUUUUAAACAGGAGGGAACCACUACACUACAAGGGACCCUUUAAAGUCCCUGAGGCAGUGGUCAUGGUGAAGGGAGAACUCUGGUGUGUACUCGGGAGGAAAGACUUGGGGUCAAAACAGGACCGCCGCUCAACCUGGACAUGGUUAUGUCAUUUGGACUUUUGGUCGUUAAUGGGGAGGAAACCAAGACCGAUGUGGCCAGUUGGCUCCUCCCUUUCAGUAACUUUGAGGUCCUGUACCCAACAAGGCCUCCAGAGUUCAUCUAAACCAACGGAACCACACCCCUAUUGGAGACGAGCGAUGUGAAACCCCAACAUCUUAACAGUGUUCAAUUGAUCGUCAAAUCCUCAAUGUCUCCUCCGUCUCCUAGAUACAAACCCUCCUCCGUCUCCUAGAUACAAACCCUCCUCCGUCUCCUAGAUACAAACCCUCCUCCGUCUCCUAGAUACAAACCCUCCUCCGUCUCCUAGAUACAAACCCUCCUCCGUCUCCUAGAUACAAACCCUCCUCCGUCUCCUAGAUACAAACCCUCCUCCGUCUCCUAGAUACAAACCCUCCUCCGUCUCCUAGAUACAAACCCUCCUCCGUCUCCUAGAUACAAACCCUCCUCCGUCUCCUAGAUACAAAACCUCCUCCGUCUCCUAGAUACAAAACCUCCUCCGUCUCCUAGAUACUAUACACAAACUCCUUUGCAGUGUCAAGUAAGGCCCUUUUAUCUCUUCAUUGUGAUGACAUGGAUUUCUUUGUGAGUGCAUUAUUACAGUGUUUUUAGUGAUUUCAUUGUUCUUAUUCUUCCCAUGACCACUUCAAGUUUAACCACUCCAGUGUUCUUUCUGGCCUGAACCACUCCUGAGAUUUAAAGGGCACAUUGCCUGCUGGUAAAAUAGCUGAACUUCACGCCACUAUUAUUUUCUCCCUGCAAAGCCAGAUGUUUGCAUUGAUUACCAGUUUCACUGUGGCUCACUCAGUCUUAGAGUUUUAGUGUUUUUUAAUCUUUAAAGCUGUAUUUUAUAUUUCUCAGAAAGUAGUUCAAACAAACCUACUGCUAAGGACAGUUGUCAGUUAGUCCUCCUUCCCUGGUCUAAAGGAUAUAAUAGGCAGCAUUGUGGUAUUAUUCAUUGGCUACCAUUUCAUUUUCUUCAUGAUCAAAAGAUUUUUCAGUGUGUUUUAUGUUCAAGUAUAUUAUGUGUUUUUUAACAUGUGAUCUUGUAUCAGGAAGAACACCUUAAUUUGGGCUGAUGUCAAGUUACAAUGCAAUAGUUUAUUUUGUUUGACUCCUAAGUGGAAAUGUCGUAUUUCUAACAGUAAAUGUUUCUAUUUGUAUUGGCAAAAACUGAGUAUCAUAAUUUAAUAAAGCAACAGUUCCUGACGGUUUGCUUGUCCACUGGUAUAGAGGUGCUAUAACACCCUUAUGUCCUUAGUUACCUGCCUGCCACUAUUCCCUCCCAUACGCAUCACACAUCUGCCAUGUUAAGAGAAUGUGUGGUUGACGCCAUCUCCAUUUUGAAGUAGUGGAUCCUUUCUGAUUAUCUGGCAUCAGUCAUUUUAGCAUGUAACUAGAAGGAUUAGCCAAUGUGAAGACAAGAAUGUGCUACUUCAAAUUGGAGAUGGUCCCAAUAGCACAUGCUCUUCCAGAGGACAUGAAGUGAAGGAUACAAUGUGAACCUAAAAUGGUGAUCCUAAAAAAGUGUCCACGUCCUAUCCACACAUAGGGGUUGGUUUCAGCAAGGUACACUAUAUCAAAACGUUUUUCAACAGGAAGCCAGUCUGAAUUCAAAUCGAAGUUUGACUGUAUGUGUGUUGAUUCUGCCAAACCGAAAGAGCAAGGGCGGGACUGUUUUUCUAUUGGACACAUUUUGGUGGUAACUCAUAUUUUCGAUUUGACAAAUUCCGAUAGGUCCCUCCCAGUCUGGUACGGGUUGCGUCUGUUUCGUAAAAUGUUUUGCUACGUAACCUUCUGUUUGGCAGCAUGAGCACACCCCAGGUAAUGCCUUCCUAUUUAAAAACGGCUUCUCUAUUGACACAAUCUAGCUCACACUCUCUAAAUCAGGAAACGCAUCUCUUUGUAUAGCGUUUCGACUGCUUAGUCUGAAACCCAGAGUUAGUUUUUUUUUUUUAUGUGAUUGCCUUUUUUCACAAUUGUGUUACGACACGAGAUUAUAACGUGUUCUUUAUUUACGUUUGUUUACUGCUGCUUGCCAUGCUUACUAUUUGUUGUUUUAUCCAGACAUGCUUGGUUUUAAGGCUAUCAAUAUUGAGAAUGCUUGUUUUAUGUACAUGUUAUUGUCUUAGGUGGUGCCCAGGGCUGCUCCUUUUCAAUAUAUAUGAGCUUUUUUUUUUAAACACUGCCUAUAAAAUAAGUAAAAUCGGAUGAGCCUCAUAUUUUUGGUAUGUAUUCUGUCUAUUGUUGUGGUUUAAGCAGUACGAUUAAGUUCUGCUACGGCAGAGUCGUUUUUUGAGAGCAACCUUUGGUGCGGUUAGGAACAACAUCAAUAAUUAAGCUAUUCCUUUUCUGGUUGUCGAGCUGUUCAAUUAAAAACAGAGAAACAGCCUAUUCACCCGAAAAUAAUUGACCAUUACAUUACAAUGUGUUUCGAGAAGAUCAUAACAGUCAGAUCAAUGUCAAAUGUGACAUUUAAAGAUAUCGAAUGUGUUAAUGUUCUGCUGGUAUACUGUUGUCAUGAUUGAAGAUUCUUAGUUAAGUCCAUUCAAAACAGAUGCUUGGAACGUGUGCCCAUUUAACCGCUUAUUACAGCUCGUGUUGUCCUCCAUGCUUCCAUGGUGAACUUCGCUCCAUACAUAGUUAUAUCUGUAAACUAUGGUGUGUAAAUAUCUUCAGCUGUUCAUUAUCAAAUACAUUCUUGUAAACUAAUAUGGUUUUGUGUAUUAACAUUUAGUAAUAGUGCUGAUUGAUGUUAAGUUUUGUUCAGUAUAUUUUAAAUGUGGACACUUCUGAGCCAACAAUGAGAGCCUUCCAUUCUUAAAAUAGCUGCUGACAAGCUGGCUUAUCGUUUGAUGUUGUUCGCUACGAUUUUCUCCGUCAUGUUGUUCGAUUAACCGUUUUGAUCAUUAAAGUAAAUUAACAGAAGUUGAAGGUGAAAAUAAAAUAUUUGUUUUGUUUGUUCCGACCAGCUCUUUGGGACCAAAUUUGGAGCCUGUAAGACGGAGCCGUAUUAGGUUUUUAUUUCUGCCGGCUACGGUCUCCAUUUAUAGAUGGUCUUUAAUUCAUUAUGUCCCUAAAGGAUGCUGGUGGAUUGAGGAUGUUUUAAAAGACAAACCCACACAACCCCCAAGCUCACUCUGGUUCAAAGCCUACUUCGUUCUGUUGCGGACAGUUAAAUCAAUAUGGGCCUAUUAGUGAGACCGUUCUGUGGAAGUUUUUGUUUGUGGGGUAGCACACAUGGUGCGAAAUCCAAAUAACUGGUGACUAAUCCACGUGCGUCGUGCUUCUAUUUAAAAAAGAAAAUGUUAGAGUCCUCAACUUCAUUAUUUUAAUUGCCAUUGCUCUUUACUUCGUUAUCAGUUUUUUUUCUGGUGAUCUGGUCGCUGCCGCAAUCAAAUUAGUUAUUCGUCAGUGUGUAAACAAGCAGUUUCUCUCAUCUUUGUACCACCUCUGUCGUUUUAAUGACGACUAGUAAAACAACUAAGCGAGACCUCUUAACUAGCUACUUCGAACCCCACCAGUAACUUUCCUCUCACAAUGCGUAGGCAACAGAGAAAGCUGGCACGCACAACCCGUCGACACCAAAUCAGGCUAGUUUUACUGUGACAAGAGUGUUCGGGAAUGCACUGUACUUUUACUACGAUAUAGGCUACUUUAUUAGAAACGCGUCUGUCAAAACCGAUUAAUUACCUCGCAUUUUGUCCUUGAACUCUCGUGUAGUAUUGUUGGCAUCCGUAGGCUGUUUACAUAGGCCGAUCAGUUCUGCUAUUAUGCCCAGUCAUAGGCAAAUAUCAGAUUUUGACUGCACGUGUAAACACGGCCAUAUCUCCAUUCAUGUUAUGAGAACUGAAUGGGCUUUGGUCCCAUGUAAAUUACGUUGAAGUUUGUCAAACGUUGCAUGUUGCUCGUACGCCAGCAAACAGCGGCAUAAUUUCCUAUGCAGGAGGCAGGCUGCUGGAUGAUUUACCAGGCUUUAGGCUAAUGUAAUGGAUUCAGCGGAUUAUUUUUGUAAAUGGCUUACAGUAUGUUUACAAUGGAGUGGCUGGUGAACAAAU